ACUGACAUGGGUUUCCGUAGGGAGAAUUGUUGUUACCAAGGCAGCCAGGAUGAAGCUGAGAAGCCGACUCGUAGCUGCAGUGGGCGUCCAGAGGGGCUGAGCAGGUUCAGUAUCCCAGGCUGCUGGAGAAACGGCUCCACAGCCACCACCAUGGGCACCGCCUCCUCGCUGGUUACCCCCGGGGAGGUCAUCGAAGACGCCUACGGAGGCGAGGGCGGGGAGGCCUGUGAAAUCCCCGUCGAGGUCAAGCCCAAAGCGCGGCUCCUACGAAGCUCCUUCCGGCGGGGGCCGCGCGUCAUCGGCGCCAGCUUCAAGUCCACGGGCUCGGUGGACCUGGAGUACGCCGCAGAAUACGAGCGGCUCCGCAAGGAGUACGAGAUCUUCCGGGUGAGCAAGAACAACGAGAUCGCCUCCAUGCAGAAGAAGGAAGCCAAGCUAGACGAGGAGAACAAGAGGCUGAGAGCAGAGCUCCAGGCUCUACAGAAGACCUACCAGAAGAUUCUGAGGGAGAAGGAGAGUGCGCUGGAGGCUAAGUACCAGGCCAUGGAAAGAGCUGCCACCUUCGAGCACGACAGGGAUAAAGUCAAACGACAGUUCAAGAUCUUCCGGGAGACUAAAGAGAAGGAGAUCCAGGAUCUGUUGCGAGCUAAGAGGGAUCUGGAGGCCAAGCUGCAGCAGCUGCAGGCUCAGGGCAUCCAGGUGUACGACCCGGAUGACUCUGAUUCUGAUGAUAAUCGGACCGCGGUUACAGCUGCAGGGACUCAGUGUGAGUACUGGGGUGGUGGCAUUCUGGGUAGUGAGCCCUCUAUGGGCAGCAUGAUGCAACUACAGCAGACGUUCAGAGGCCCGGAGUUUGCCCACAGUCUGAUCGAUGUGGAGGGCCCGUUCGCCAAUGUAAGCAGAGACGACUGGGAUGCAGCGGUGGCCAGCCUGCUCCAGGUGUCUCCUCACGUGUCGCAGGCCUUAUGGAGCAACACGGUGCGCUGCUAUCUGAUCUGCACCCAGGAGACGAAGGCCGAGCUGGAUAUCUUGACCCGGAGGUACACGCCCCUGCUUCGCAGGCUGUGCGAGGGGCUCGGCCAUUUCUACCUCAACGUGUGGUUCCCCGAGGACAGCGCCGGAGCCUUCGCCCCAGAGCGCCGGCUGGAGAUCGAGAGGAGCUCUUUUUGUCUGCUCCUUCUCAAGUCCACCAUCUCCAGCUCGGCGGCCGAGGAUGCGGAGGAGGCCUUUGUGAAGAGCCCGGACGGCCGUCCCCUGGUGCUGUACCUCAGGACCCUGGAGGCCCAGCCUCUCUCUGGCCCCACCAGACAGCUGCUGGAGCGGGUCAACGCCGCCGACAAGGCUGCCAAGGUCAAGGUAGUGGAUCACAGUGGCUCUGCAGAGGAGGGAGCAGCUAUGAUUUAUGCACAACUUGAGAAAGUCAUCAAACAGGAGCUGCUAGGUCUGGAGGGUGGGGAGGGGGACGGUAAGGAUUCUGGGAUGGAGGAGGGUGGAGAGGAGGACUCUGGAGACGUGCUGUGGGACCUGCAUGACGAGCAGGAGCAGAACGAGGCCUACCAGCAGGCUUGCAGCGCUGCCUCUCAGCUGGGCUUCCAGAAGUACAUAGAGCGCCUGAACGACAUGGUGGCGGCCCCUCCCCCCACCCCGCCCCUGCUGGUGUCUGGGGGGCCGGGCUCAGGCAAGUCCCUGCUCCUGUCCAAAUGGGUGGAGCUGCAGCAGAAGCAGUCCCCCAACACACUGUUCCUCUACCACUUUGUGGGGCGGCCCCUGUCCACCAGUUCAGAGCCGGUUCUCAUCAUUAAACGCCUCACUGUCAAGCUUCUGCAGCACUUCUGGACCAUCUCAGGUCUGUCGAUGGAGCCCAGUAAGAUCCUGGAGGAGUUUCCUCGCUGGCUGGAGAGGCUGUCAGCCCGUCACCAAGGCAACAUCAUCAUCAUCAUCGACUCCAUCGACCAAAUCCAGCAGGCAGAGAGGAACAUGAAGUGGCUGAUCGACCCGCUGCCCGUCAACGUCCGAGUGGUGGUGUCUGUCAACGUGGAGACCUGCCCUCAGGCCUGGAGACUGUGGCCUACCCUCCACCUGGACCCCCUCAACCCCAGAGAGGUGAAGAACGUGAUCAACGCAGAGUGUCUGGCCACGGACGUCAAACUCACCAAAGACCAGGAGAAGAAGCUGGAGAGACACUGUCGCUCUGCCUCCACCUGUAACGCCCUCUACGUCACCCUCCUGGGCAGGAUGCUCACAGGAUCCCCCUGGUUGCUGGACAGGACUCUAGAACAGUGUCUGCAGUGCCAGGACACCAUGUCACUGUACAUCCUCUGCCUCAAGGUGGCGCUAGACUCCCUGGCCACAGACAGGGAGAGACACAUCAUGAGAGAGAUGCUGUGCCUGGUGUGCGCCAGCCACAACGGUGUGAGUGAGUCGGAGGUGCUGGACGUGUUCCCGGACCUGCGCAUGGCGGCCCUGUCCUCCCUGCUGCGCCGCCUCCAGGGGCUCUGCGUCCUGGCCUUCAGCUGUGGGCUCCUCCGCUUCCAGCACCUGCAGGCUUGGGAAGCGGUGAGACUGGAGUUCAUGAAUGGGGGGACCUCCUCACCGACCUACAGAGAGAAGCUCAUCCACUACUUCAACCAGCAGCUCGGAGAGGACAGGGUGACGUGGCGUGUGGCUGACGAGCUGCCCUGGCUGCUUCAGCAGCAGGGGGACAGGAGCAAGCUGCAGCUCAGUCUGCUCAACCUGUUUGUUUCCCAGAACCUGUACAAGAGGGGUCAUUUCUCGGAGCUGCUGGCCUACUGGCAGUAUGUGGGCAAGGACAAGAGCUCGAUGGCCACCGAGUACUUUGACUCCCUGAAGCAGUACGAGAAGAGCUGUGAGGACGAGGAGAGCAUGACGAGGCUGGCCAGCCUGUACGAGACGCUGGGACGCUUCCUCAAAGACCUGGGCCUGCCCAGCCAGGCGGUGGCCCCCCUGCAGCGCUCCCUGGAGAUCCGGGAGACGGCGCUGGACCCGGACCACCCCAGCGUGGCCGGCUCGCUGCAUCAGCUGGCCGGCGUGUACGUGCAGUGGAGGAAGUACGGCAACGCGGAGCAGCUGUACAAGCAGGCGCUGGAGAUCAGCGAGAACGCCUACGGGGCCGAGCACGCCUGUGUGGCGCGCGAGCUCGACUCCCUCGCCAUGCUCUACCAGAAACAGAACAAGUAUGAGCAAGCGGAGAAGCUGAGGAAGAGGUCUGUGAGGAUCCGACAGAAGACUGCCAGACAGAAGGGGCAUUUGUACGGCUUCUCUCUUCUGAGGAGGAGGGCUCUACAGUUGGAGGAGCUGACUCUGGGGAAGGACACAGCCGACUCUGCCAAGACACUCAACGAACUGGGGGUCCUCUACUACCUCCAGAACAACCUGGAGGCUGCCAAGGUGUUUCUGUCCCGCUCCCUGGAGAUGCGUCAGCGCGUGCUGGGUCCCGACCACCCGGACUGCGCCCAGUCGCUCAACAACCUGGCGGCGCUGCACACGGAGCGCCGCGAGUACGAGGCGGCAGAGGAGCUGUACGAGAGAGCCCUGGACAUCCGCAAGCGGGCCCUGGCCCCGGACCACCCGUCCCUGGCCUACACCCUCAAACACCUGGCCAUGCUCUACAAGCGCAGGGGGAGGCUGGAGAAGGCAGUACCACUGUAUGAGCUGGCUCUGGAGAUCAGAGAGAAGAGCUUUGGUCCCAAACACCCCAGCGUGGCCACUGCUCUGGUCAACCUGGCCGUGCUCUACUGCCAGCUGAAGAAGCAUGGGGAGGCCCUGCCCCUGUAUGAGCGGGCUCUGAAAGUGUAUGAAGACAGUCUGGGGCGCUCUCACCCCCGCGUCGGAGAGACCCUCAAGAACCUGGCCGUGCUGAGCUAUGAGGAAGGUGACUUUGAGAAAGCAGCGGAGCUCUACAAGCGCGCCAUGGAGAUCAAGGAGGCGGAGCCUUCUCUGGUGUGUGGAAAGGCGCCGUCUCGCCAUUCGUCCAGCGGGGACACGUUCAGCCUGCGAGGGCCCGCCCCCCUUCCCCACAACCCCAGGUGAUCCCGCCCAUGGGCUCCACCCAGGCCCGCCCCCCCCGCAACACACAGUAUGAGAAAAUACUGGGGAAAAGCCCCCUAUCUCAAUUCUCUGCGAUUCCCCCUCCCUUCCACACCAACCACUGGAACAGCAUCUCUUGACGUCACAUGAUUAUAGAAGCAUGAGCUGUCCUGCGCAUUUCAAGCCAAUCCCGUCAUAGCUUAUCAGGGGUUUUCACAAGAAGGAGGGAUGAAGGUGGUGUGUUGUCAGUCCGGGCCUCCAUCCACACCCACAGAAGCAGGCUCAAACGUCUGCCGAUCCAAAGGGAACGUUCGUCACGACUCCAUGCUGUGUUUUUUUUUUUUUUCGAUGCCAUGGUCCACUGUACUGUAACUGCCAUUCUAGAUACGAAGUACGCUUUAUUGAAUAUCUGUGAACUAUGCCUAUAUUAUCGUGAAACCUAUAUGUCAGAUAUAUUUAUAAAUGUAUCGUUAAAUGUAUCGCCGCUGAAAUAAUGUGAAAAUGAUGUCAACCAACAUUUGCCCUUCCCAGGGCCUCUACAACUCAGGUUGAGUUGGUAUUUUCCUGACCUUCCAAACCCACAACACAUCUCGGAUGUUCCUGUGGCUCUGGGAUGCUUUAUUGACAUGUCCUCUGUCUUGGUGUGAUUCAUAGGAGACGGCAGGUUAUGGCGUCCUCAGGUAUUUUCCAUCUCUCAAAUUAUGCAAACAAAUGCCAAGUCCACGUACCUGAGGUUAGGUUAGUGAUUUUCAGUUUCAAGUUGCUUUUCUUUCAACAUGCAGCACUUGGACAAGCCCAAUAUUUAUGCAUAGGGAAUAUACCACCCCACAGUGGACCUCAAACAUAGAAUAUACCACCCCACAGUGGACCUCAAACAUAGAAAACAAUUGCAAUCCAGUAUUUAGUAAUGUAGCCUAUUGACCCAGUUAUGCAAGUAAAACGAGAGGCCUUUUAUCCGAGCCCAACUAAUGAGAUACUUAUCUCUGAAGAAUAUAACAAGUGUUAUCUAUGCCAUUACCAGGGUCCUAACACAGCAUGUGUUUAGCCUGCUAGCAGAGAGCUAGACUGAUUAUGAUGCCAAAUAAAUAAAUAAAAAACAUGUUCCUAAGUCCUGCCAGUUGAAUUAUUAGUGUUUCACUGUCAGUGACCCACAAUUCCAGUUUGAAUUCCUCUGGGAUCUGGCCUUCCCACUAUACAGCACUGUCCUCUCUCUUACAGGCUUUACUGAUGCAAUUAACAGCCUAAAGUCAUGUGUCCUUUUCUACAUAGUGUGCCAUUGUGAAAAAGAAAGCAUUCAACAUGUUACAUCCCGUACAUGUAUUUGAUGUAUUUAAACAUGUAUAUGAUGUGUUUAAACCUUGUUUUGAAAUACAUUUUGUAUUUUCAAGUUUUCAUUUCAAUGAAAUCUAACUAAUAUUGUCAUAUUUCAUUCAGUAGAUGUGUGUUGAGGGUUCAUGUGCUGCAAUGGGACUGUGUGUUGUGUUUACCUAUGUCUUUCUCCAUUGAGAAAGAUAUAGCUCUACCUUUCAGCAGUGUUACUGCAAGACAGAACUGACUUACCAAAAAACAUACACUUCUUCACUGUUUGAAUAAUUGGAAUUAUUUGAAGUAAUAAGUGAAGGCUGGAUUUGAACCCAGGCUGUUGCUAAACUGCCCCAGCUUUGAAAGCAUGCACACUAACCCAGUGAGCUAACAGGGGAGACCUGCUUUCUUCUGGUUUUCUGAAACCCCAACUCUGCAGGUUGUUACAACUAGAUCAAUGUCAAAUGUAAAUGUUGAGUGGAGAUUGUUAUGAUCCCUGAUAGCUCAGUGGUUAAGGAUGUGGGCUACUGUGUGAGGGGUCUUGUGUUCAAAUCUGGCUGAAAGAUCUUCUUACAGCUCAAUUUUUGCUCUU
Osmerus eperlanus (European smelt) is the source of this 5941-nucleotide messenger RNA. RefSeq names its product nephronophthisis 3 (gene nphp3). The transcript has 28 exons. Gene Ontology annotation, molecular function: protein binding. Gene Ontology annotation, biological process: convergent extension; determination of left/right symmetry; kidney development. The record is from RefSeq and is a predicted model, not a curated record. Lineage: Eukaryota; Metazoa; Chordata; Actinopteri; Osmeriformes; Osmeridae. Bases 7 to 4050 code for a protein of 1347 amino acids.